Messenger RNA from Papaver somniferum (opium poppy), 937 nucleotides. RefSeq names its product pentatricopeptide repeat-containing protein At3g22470, mitochondrial. The transcript has a single exon. Gene Ontology annotation, molecular function: protein binding. Lineage: Eukaryota; Viridiplantae; Streptophyta; Magnoliopsida; Ranunculales; Papaveraceae. The coding region runs from base 13 to 639 and encodes 208 amino acids. The record is from RefSeq and is a predicted model, not a curated record.
UUGCUAACUGAGAUGCAAUCUAGUGGUGUAUCUCCGGACAUUUGGUCUUAUAAUACACUAAUAACCGGCCUAUGCCAUGGCGGAAAAGUUAGAACUGCACAGAGCUUAUUAAGUGAGAUGCAAUCUAGUGGUGCAUCUCCAGAUAAAUUUACAUACAAUUCAAUACUGGAUGGACUUUGUAGGAGUGGACGUAUUAACGAGGCAAUUGAAUUAUUUGGGUCCAUGGAAGAUAAAGGGUUGGGAACUGACAUUUGGUCUUUUAAUAUAUUGAUCAAUGGGGUGUGCAGAUCUGGAGACUUUGUGAAGGCAAAGGAACUAUUUUGUGAAAUCUCAGACAAAGGAUUAGCUCCUAACACAGUAACAUAUACCACUUUGAUCAGUGCCGUUUGCAAACUAGGGAUGUCUCUUGAGGCUGAAAAAUUGAUCAGGGAAAUGGAAAACAAAGGUUGUGUACCAAGUGCUGUGACGUAUGAUAUCAUUGUCAAGGGUCUUCUUGAAGAAAAACAUGUCGCGAAAGCAUUGGAGUUUGUUAAAGAGAUGCGCGGAAGGAAAUUCUCACUGAGUAAUGCUGUUAAAUCCCUGUUAAUCAAUUCUCUGUCUGCAGAUCAACUCGAAAACAUAGGAUUCCCGGUAGACUGAUGGUAGGGAUUUAGUUUCUGUUGGACUUAGCUAGCGCAUCCAAGCUUUCAGAAGUGGGAAAACUCCUUGCCAGGAAUAUAGUGAAGUACACACAUACAGAGAGAUCAACUUCUCGGCUUUUAGCGGAGAGCCAAACUCUUGGAAGGUGCAGCGGGAAGAUACGUUUUCAAGCCUGACUUUCUGAAUUGGAUGGAACUGGAAGGCCAAGGUGGGGGCUAAUUUAGAUUUCACUAAUUUUCACCGGAUUAGCAAUAUGCUGGAUAGGUGGAGUAAAAAAAAAAAAAAAAAAAAAAAGGUA